AACAGAAAAAAAUUUGAAAAAAAAAAUAUAUAUAUAUAAUUAAAGAGUGAAAAAUUGAUAUUCGAUAACAAGACGGUAAACUGAUCAGCUUUUUAAUGAAAAUCGACAUGGGUCGAACAUCUCUGGAAACCAGUUUCAGAAGAAAAGACUAGAAAGCUCAAAUAAAGGUACCACAAAGAGUAAAAUGAAUGUAUUAUAUGAGAGUUGCUUGGAAAGUUUUGAAGGGAUCAGGACCGAAACUUAAGAAAACAUUCACGAUAGUCCGGUGAGAAGGAGACAAAGCCGAGAAAGAUAAUCAACCGUUCUUGAAGAAAACAUCCAUCGCCUCAAGGCGAUACUCGUGUCUUACUCGUGGAGGACGUUGCAAGUGUCUUUUCCUGUCGAGAUAUCAUCAGCCACGUUUCAUCGUCUUCCUGGAUCAGCGAUCGCAUCCGGACGACCUUCGCUGAAGCGCUUCGGGAAUUCGCGUUUACUAAAGUUUCAGUCUCGCGCGCGCGCGCGUGACUUUCGUUCUCAUUUAUUGUGUUAAUGAAAGUGUCCAGCAGCCUGUUUUCGCAGACUCGUCGCGACUCUCAGCCCAAGCGGAUGCGCAUUCCCGAUUCUUGCACGUCGCUCCUCCUCGUCAAAGUAGACAUUUCCGGAUUUUCACGUCUCAGAUUAGAAGACGCCGAAUGUUUGACACUGCGACCCUUCGCAGGAUUCAAGACUUUUGGACGUGGAUAGGACAAUGAGCGUCAGAAUUGUUGUGAGCGUCACUGAGCUCACGAAUAUGGACGCCAAAGAUCGCUAUGUCGUCGAGGGCAUUGCAUUUUCCACAGCCACCGAGGAUGUGGGGGAUGAACCACAAGGCCACGAGAACGAUACCGAUCCAUACUCGUUGUCGCAUCUCGAUCCGCCUACCGGUAGUAUCUACAUGAUAGGUGGGGUGCUGAUCGCUAUGGUUCUGGUGGGCGUCUUGAUCGUCUUGCUCGCUGUAACGAUCAGCAAGCUGCGAAAGCGCGAGGACCAUCACUCGAACGUAGAUGCGGUGCACCCCGAAGCGACGGUGGUGCAGACGGCGACGUCGCUCGCGACGAUUGGGACCCCGAUGACGCAUCCGGACGGUUGCUGCACGCAGAUGUCCACGACCACCAUGUCGACCGACCUCGGGAACAGCGUUUGCGACGAGCAUGUAUUCGCGACAACGGUGACGCCGUCCGCCAAUCCAGUCGAUCCGUUCGCGUGGCAAUUCCCGCCCCCGUACCCACCCCCUCACGUGUCGCCGGCGCAAUACACAUUGUACAACGAUCAGGAUACCCUUGUACAUGCUUUGCCGUCGGACCGGUCUGGAUUUGCGAAGGGCUUCCGCAAGAACCUUGGUGGACGCUGGCGUCGAUUAGUGAAGCGUAAAGCAGAGACAGAUACCUGUGCCAUUCCCCCCGAGCUGAAGGAUCAGCUGAAAACUAUUUACGUCUAUUGACGGCCAAAAGCCUGUCCCCGAAAGCCUGAAAAUCCCGAAAAAGAAUUUGAAAAUUAUCGAUAGAAGCACAAUGAGUGUCGGUAAAAGCAAGAAGAGGCUCUAGUCAAGAUAAUCGAGAAAGAACGUGAAAAGGAUUGAAAUGAAAAGAGGGAUUAAGAAAGACGUUAAGAGAGUUAACAAAGAUGGAUGACGGAAACAUAAAAGGAGCUGACACAAAGAUGAAAGAAGCAUUUGGGAAGCAUAUAAAAGGACCAAAGUCUAAAAGAGGCGUAAGAAAUUUCGGGGAAGGAAUAGGCAUGGAUACGAGAACUGAUCUGGCCAAUAGUCGACAUAUCAAAAAGUGUGCCUGAAGAGGAUGCAACGAAGUGCCUUCUUUUAUUCCACAAGCGCCUUCUCAUGAGACUGAUACUGCAAAGAAACCGCGACGAGUGCGAACAUGGGUGCGACAAAGCGAGUUACCUCGUAGCUUCUGCGUAAAUGGUUUUGCGCAAUUAAGAGUCGACAAAUCGCCGUAUUUCGGAUAGUUUAACUAGCAUUAGUGCGUCGACUGGACUUAUGGUAGAUACAAGCGGCGUGCGAUCGAUUGCAUUCGGCCAAUUGUCGGGACAAAAAUCUGAUUCUUUAUCUUCUAAUUAAUCCUGAUUGAAUCUCAAUUUUUACAACUUUGACGAAUUCGAAAUCACAAUCUCGAGGAGAAAUUUAAUCGUAAAACUAAAUUAUUAUUUAUGAGAAAAGAAAAACAGCGUAUAAGUACAUUUUCCUACUAAAGUGCAAACUAGUUGUAUGCUGAAUGGGAAGACUUACAGCUGCUGUGUUGGUGUUAUCGUGCAUCAUAUCACGCUCUUCAGCAGCACAACGGAACUGGCAACAGUUCGUACUUUGUCCAGCUAUAAGUAUACAAAGCGUCGUUCGAAGCUAAAGUAGAUCAGACGUUGUAAUUUUAAAAAGGUCCUCUUUGAAUAUGAUUUUGUAUUGAAAACGAACGAACGAGCUUGAUUCACUUUGGCUUGAUAUUUAUGCAUACAUAAAUUUUCUUCUUAGGCAGAUAUCUCCCGAUCUAUCUUGUACGAAUGAAAUCGAUCGCUUGCUGUCUCACUCCCGUAAUUGGUUUCGAGGCCGCCGACGUCAAACCGUGUAAAUAAAAUGUAGCGAUCUCUCUGGACAAAAGUCCGCGGGAUAUAUUCAACGAAUGGGCUUUCGUGUUCCUAAAAAUCCUCAGGGGUCUAAAGGAGGUUCUAGGAUUCGUGAAUCUGAAGAACCUCUCGCCGUCAGAACGGAAUGCGGCGCCUCGAAAUAAUAAAAUAGAUCAAUUUAAAAUUAUUCAACUACUACGACGGCUCAUAUUGAGUCCGCUUUAUUGUAACGCUGACGUGAUAUUUCACUUGUGUGCUUGCGUUGACCCUUUGACUGCUAUUUAAUACGUAUUCGACGAAUAAAAUAUUAUAAAGUAUUACGACUGUUUGAAAGUCGUCGCAUUCUUAAAGAAAAUUUU
Molecule: messenger RNA, 2951 nt
Organism: Cyphomyrmex costatus
Lineage: Eukaryota; Metazoa; Arthropoda; Insecta; Hymenoptera; Formicidae
Exons: 7
Coding region: 728-1459 (243 amino acids)
Source: RefSeq, a predicted model, not a curated record